Molecule: messenger RNA, 2234 nt
Organism: Psammomys obesus (fat sand rat)
Lineage: Eukaryota; Metazoa; Chordata; Mammalia; Rodentia; Muridae
Gene: Slc7a11
Product: solute carrier family 7 member 11
Exons: 12
Coding region: 259-1767 (502 amino acids)
Biological process (GO): amino acid transmembrane transport
Cellular component (GO): membrane
Molecular function (GO): L-amino acid transmembrane transporter activity
Source: RefSeq, a predicted model, not a curated record
CGGCGGCGGCAGCAAAUUGACUGCUCCGGAGCCUGAGCCUCACAGGUGCUCCCGAGGAGUUAAGAGGAGUAAUUAGAUAGCCAGGAACGGUGACAUACACCUCCGAGUCUCCACCUGUGGACACAACACUGCCGAGCCAGUCAGUGAAAGCAAAGAGGAACAGUCACCAGUCACAAUCUUGAGAAACAAGUUGAAAGUUUGUUUAUCUUCCCCCCUGUUUUUUUUUUUUCCACCCUCCUCCUCUGGUGGGACAGUGCCAUGGUCAGAAAGCCAGUUGUGGCCACCAUCUCCAAAGGAGGCUACCUGCAGGGCAAUGUGAGCGGGAGGCUGCCCCCCGUGGGAGACCAAGAGCCACCAGGGCAGGAGAAGGUGGUUCUGAAAAAGAAGAUCACUUUGCUGAGGGGGGUCUCCAUCAUCAUCGGCACCGUCAUCGGAUCGGGCAUCUUCAUCUCCCCCAAGGGCAUACUCCAGAACACAGGCAGCGUGGGCAUGUCACUGGUUUUCUGGUCUGCCUGUGGAGUACUGUCACUUUUUGGAGCCUUGUCCUAUGCCGAGCUGGGCACGAGCAUAAAGAGAUCUGGUGGCCAUUACACGUACAUUCUGGAGGUCUUUGGUCCUUUACCAGCUUUUGUCCGAGUCUGGGUGGAACUGCUCAUAAUACGCCCUGGAGCUACUGCUGUGAUAUCCUUGGCAUUUGGACGCUACAUUCUGGAGCCCUUUUUUAUUCAUUGUGAAAUUCCUGAACUUGCAAUCAAGCUUGUAACAGCUGUGGGCAUCACUGUGGUGAUGGUCCUGAAUAGCGUGAGUGUCAGCUGGAGUGCCCGGAUCCAGAUUUUCCUAACCUUUUGCAAGCUCACAGCAAUUCUGAUAAUUAUAGUCCCUGGAGUUAUACAGCUAAUUAAAGGGCACACACAAAAUUUUAAAGAUGCAUUUUCAGGAAGAGAUACAAAUCUAAUGGGGUUGCCCUUGGCUUUUUAUUAUGGGAUGUAUGCAUAUGCUGGCUGGUUUUACCUCAACUUUAUUACUGAAGAAGUAGAGAAUCCUGAAAAAAACAUCCCCCUUGCAAUCUGCAUUUCCAUGGCCAUCAUCACAGUUGGCUAUGUGCUAACAAACGUGGCCUAUUUUACAACCAUUAGUGCCGAGGAGCUGUUGCAGUCCAGCGCUGUGGCGGUGACCUUCGCUGAGCGGCUGCUGGGAAAUUUCUCAUUAGCAGUCCCGAUCUUUGUUGCCCUCUCCUGCUUCGGCUCCAUGAACGGUGGCGUGUUCGCUGUCUCCAGGUUAUUCUAUGUUGCAUCUCGAGAAGGGCACCUUCCGGAAAUCCUCUCCAUGAUUCAUGUCCACAAGCACACUCCUCUGCCAGCUGUUAUUGUUUUGCAUCCUUUGACAAUGAUAAUGCUCUUCUCCGGGGACCUCUAUAGUCUUCUGAAUUUCCUCAGUUUUGCCAGGUGGCUUUUUAUGGGGCUGGCAGUUGCUGGACUGAUUUAUCUUCGAUACAAACGCCCAGAUAUGCAUCGUCCUUUCAAGGUACCCCUGUUCAUCCCAGCUCUGUUCUCCUUCACCUGUCUCUUCAUGGUUGUCCUCUCCCUUUACUCGGACCCAUUUAGCACUGGGGUCGGCUUCCUUAUCACGUUGACCGGGGUCCCUGCUUACUACAUCUUCAUUAUAUGGGACAAGAAACCCCAGUGGUUCAGACAGUUGUCAGACAAAAUAACCAGAACAUUACAGAUAAUACUAGAAGUUGUACCAGAAGACUCUAAAGAAUUAUGAACUUAAUGCAUCAAAAUCUUGGCCAUCUGCCCAGGACUGAGAUACAAAGUGGAUCUUUAUUUCAAGAAAACACAAUGUUGGUGAUGGACUAAAGGAAUCAGUUAUUUCUAUUCAUAUCCUCUAGUGUAUUCAAAUUAAUUUCUGAACAAUUUCCUGGUAACUCCGUGUAUUUGUAACAAGCUAAUAUGCAAAUCAGACAGUGAGGCAAGCUCACAGUUCUUGAGUCUGGUGCCCACUGUUGAUGUAAGGGGAAAAGAGCAACGGCAUUGACAACCGUGAUGUCAUUCUCUACAACAUUUCUUAUCAUGACUGAGAACCUUCAGUAGAAGACCAAAAUGUUUUCUGUAUAUAUGGGGUUUGUAAACAUAGCUUUAUUUACUGGGGACAUCUAUACUGUGAAAAGUAUUUUUUAUUUUUCUAAAACAAAUAUCAUUAUUUUGGAAAGGGGGGGUGAGAAAUAACUUUAU